Molecule: messenger RNA, 1874 nt
Organism: Sinocyclocheilus rhinocerous
Lineage: Eukaryota; Metazoa; Chordata; Actinopteri; Cypriniformes; Cyprinidae
Exons: 4
Coding region: 99-1361 (420 amino acids)
Source: RefSeq, a predicted model, not a curated record
GAGUUAUUCGCCAUUAAACAAGAAGAAGAAGAACGCACACGGGAAGUGAUGCAGGAAAUGAUGUAAGAGCAUGCGCGAGACUGGAGUUCUCGAAAACAAUGAACCCUGACGCGGCGGUGAGCAAGCAGCUUGCUUUUCGAGUUGUCUGUGCGUUGAUUUGCAGCGAAAAACAGAAACAGAAAAAGAAAAAGAAACGAAUAUGGAAGAGAGAAUUUCCGGGACGUCGCGAGCAGCCUGGGUUGUCUGUUCUGCAGAGAGAGUUGGAGAUGACUGAUGAGAAUGGGUUCGGGGAGUUGCUGCGGAUGACAGCAGAGGAGUUCGAGUUUCUGCUGCGGUUGGUCGGGCCCCUCAUUACCAAGCAGCACACAAAAAUGAGACGGGCGAUAUCCCCAAGAGAUCGCCUAUCUGUGACCUUGCGGUUUUUGGCAACAGGCAAAACAUUCAGUUCCCUCAGUGCACAGUACAGGAUUGGGGCCAGCACUAUUUCACAGAUAGUUAUGGAGACCUGUGGCGCUCUGUACCAGCUUAUGAAAAAAGACUUCCUGAAGACACCAUCAACAGAGACAGAAUGGCGGGCAAUAGCCCAGGACUUUGAAUCGAAAUGGCAAUUUCCACAUUGCCUAGGUGCGCUUGGUGGAAAACAGAUUUAUAUACAGCCUCCAGUAAAAAGUGGCUGCCUUGACCAUAAUAACAAGGGCCGAUUAUAUGUGACAAUAAUGGCUGCUGUGGAUGCAAAUUACAAGUUCAUCUGUGCCAGUUUGGAAACCCAAGAUAAGGUCUCUGAUGCUGGACUAUUCGCUCAUUCUGACUUGUGUAAAGCGAUGGAUCAGGGUCUGCUGAAUCUUCCUCCACCUGAACCAUUGCCCAACAGUGACAUAACAAUGCCGUACAUGUUUGUGGGUGAUGAGGCGCAUCCUUUAAGGCCUGAUCUCAUGAAGCCAUACCCAAAUAAACAGAUGGACCACAGUCAGGGGGUACUGAACUAUCGUCUUUCAAGGGCACGUAGAGUUGCAGAAAAUGCAUUCAGCAUUCUAGCUAACAGGUUAAGGGUUUUCAGGAGCACCAUAUUCUUGGAGGCAGACAAAGUGGAGAAGAUCACUAUGGCCUCUCUAUGCAUCCAUAACUUUCUCCGCGAGCGCAGGUCCGAGGCAUAUACUCCUCCAGCAUUUGCAGAUUUGAAGAAUGGGGACCACAGCAUAGUUGAGGGAACCUGGAGGAAUCGAGGGCAUGGGACUUGCCAGCCGCUCGAGCAAAGAGAGGAACACAAUGCAUUGGCUACGGCAGAAAUGCAACGAAACCUUCUGCGUGACUAUUUUGUCUCGCCGGCAGGUUGCAUUCCUUCACAAGAGGAACACAUUUAGUAUUGUAGGAAUGUUGGACUAGUAUUUUUGUAGUGGAGAACACUCAGAUGUCAAAUGUAUGUUAUAGCACUCAGCUUUACAGAAAAAUAUUUUGUGUGUGAGGGAGAGAUUCUCUUGACACCUUUUACUGCAUUGCCUUUUAAGGACAUUUUUUCCUUUUAUUUAAUUUUUUUAAAGUGCAUUUACUAAAAAAAGAUGUGGCUCUGUUGUGGUACUUUUGGUACAGAAUGUCUUGUAGAUAUUAUGCCUUCAGGCCAUCAAAGUUUCAUAUAUAUUCGACGACAUUGUUUCAAUUGCAUGUAACAACAGAGGCUAUUUUUAUUACCUUUGUUUCAAAAAACAAACGUUCAAUAAUUGAUAGAGUACAUAAAAUAACUGUAUAAAGUUAUGUAUAACGUGCAUUAGUGUACAGAUUCUGAAAGAAAGUGAUAUAAGUUUACUGUUUUUUAACACUGUAAGGUCAACACUGCUAAUGCGUUUUACAACAGUGAAAUAAAAUCAACCUUGUUUACA